Molecule: messenger RNA, 1321 nt
Organism: Zophobas morio
Lineage: Eukaryota; Metazoa; Arthropoda; Insecta; Coleoptera; Tenebrionidae
Product: 26S proteasome regulatory subunit 6A-B-like
Exons: 14
Coding region: 41-1321 (426 amino acids)
Biological process (GO): proteasome-mediated ubiquitin-dependent protein catabolic process
Cellular component (GO): proteasome regulatory particle, base subcomplex
Molecular function (GO): proteasome-activating activity; ATP hydrolysis activity; ATP binding
Source: RefSeq, a predicted model, not a curated record
UUGAAGCAUACUUCGUUUUACCCGUCGCUGUGAGUUUGUUAUGUCUAAUUCUCAGGAAAACUCUUCGUCAUGGGAUAAAUUGGUUGAAGAAGAACUUAAAAGUAUGUCAACCGAGGCCAUAAUUUCAAGAACUCGAGCUAUAGAUAACGAAAUAAAAAUUUACAAAAACGAGUUGAGUAGAUUAACCCAUGAACAAAAUAAUACCCAAGAGAAAAUAAAGGAUAAUCAAGAAAAACUUAAACUUAACAAGCAGUUACCAUAUCUUGUGGCUAACGUUGUCGAACUUCUGGACGUGGAUCCUGAUAAUGCCAGUAGCGAAGAGGGUGCAAAUAUUGAUUUAGAUUCUCAGCGUCAAGGAAAAUGUGCUGUUAUAAAAACUUCUACAAGGCAGACGAUUUUUCUACCAGUUGUGGGUCUAGUGAACCCUGAAACCUUGAAACCUGGCGAUCUUGUAGGCGUGAAUAAAGAUUCGUACCUUAUUUUGGACACGUUACCUCCAGAAUAUGACUCUCGCGUAAAGGCAAUGGAAGUUGAGGAAAGACCCAAGGAAGAUUACUUUGACGCUGGUGGACUCUCCGAGCAGUUUGAGGAACUAGUUGAAGCUGUUAUACUUCCGAUGAAUCAAGGGGAUAGAUUUAAAACUAUUGGAAUAAAGCCACCGAAGGGUGUUUUACUGUACGGCCCUCCUGGAACCGGAAAAACUCUUCUUGCUCGCAUCUGUGCUGCUCAGUGCAAAGCAACCUACUUAAAACUAGCAGGCCCGCAACUCGUUCAAAUGUUUAUUGGCGACGGCGCCAAGUUGGUCAGAGAUGCGUUUGCUUUAGCAAAGGAAAAGGCGCCCGCCAUUAUUUUUAUUGACGAGUUAGACGCUGUAGGAACCAAACGUUUUGACAGUGAAAAAGCAGGCGAUCGUGAAGUCCAGCGCACUAUGUUAGAGCUCCUCAACCAGCUUGAUGGCUUUGGUUCGGACGAACGCAUUAAAGUCAUAGCUGCCACCAAUCGGGUUGAUAUACUUGACCCGGCUCUUCUUCGCUCCGGUCGACUUGACAGAAAAAUAGAAUUUCCGCUUCCGAACGAGAAAGCACGAAAGGAAAUUAUGCUUAUUCAUUCUAGAAAGAUGACUGUUGACAUGAACGUUAAUUUUGAUGAGCUGGCUCGUUGUACGGAAGACUUUAAUGGCGCACAGUUAAAAGCCGUCUGUGUAGAGGCUGGCAUGAUUGCUUUGAGAAGAGAAGCCAAACAAAUUACUCACGAAGAUUACAUGGAAGGGAUUCAGGAAGUUAUGUCUAAAAAGAAGGCCAACCUUACUUAUUAUGCUUAA